This is a messenger RNA of Acanthosepion pharaonis, 750 nucleotides long. NCBI's taxonomy places the organism in Eukaryota, Metazoa, Mollusca, Cephalopoda, Sepiida, Sepiidae. The record is from the annotation of a GenBank genome assembly.
AUGGGGUCAAGCUCCUUGAACGAUGAGCUUUCUUUCUAUAUUUCACGCGCGUACAAACACACUAUCUAUCUAUCUAUCUAUCUAUCUAUCUAUCUAUCUAUCUAUCUAAUUCUGUUCAUUAUCUAUCUUUAUAUCUAUCUAAUUGUUUUUAUCUAUCUUUCCAUCUAUCUAUCUAAUUCUGUUCAUUAUCUAUCUAUCUAUCUAUCUAUCUAUCUAAUUCUGUUCAUUAUCUAUCUAUCUAUCUAUCUAUCUAUCUAUCUAUCUAUCUAUCUAUCUCUGUUCAUUAUCUAUCUAUCUAUCGAUCGAUCUAUUUAUUCCAUUCUGUUCAUUAUUAUCUAUCUAUCUAUCUAUCUAUCUAUCUAUCUAUCUAUCUAUCUAUCUAUCUAUCUCUGUUCAUUAUCUAUCUAUCUAUCGAUCGAUCUAUUUAUUCCAUUCUGUUCAUUAUCUAUCUAUCUAUCUAUCUAUCUAUCUAUCUAUCUAUCUAUCUAUCUAUCUAUCUAUCUAUCCCAUUCUGUUCAUUAUCUAUGUAUCUAUCUAUUCUGUUCAUUAUCUAUCUAUCUAUCUAUCUAUUGUGUUUGUUAUCUAUCUAUUAUUUUCGUUAUCUAUCUAUCUGUCCUGUUUGUUAUCUAUCUAUCUUUCUAUCUCUCUCAUUCUGUUCAUUAUCUAUCAGUCUAUAUACGAACGUACAAACACACUAUCUAUCUAUCUAUCUAUCUAUCUAUCUAUCUAUCUAUCUAUCUCCAUCUUUAA